Molecule: messenger RNA, 2227 nt
Organism: Pungitius pungitius (ninespine stickleback)
Lineage: Eukaryota; Metazoa; Chordata; Actinopteri; Perciformes; Gasterosteidae
Gene: msto1
Product: misato mitochondrial distribution and morphology regulator 1
Exons: 14
Coding region: 131-1891 (586 amino acids)
Biological process (GO): mitochondrion organization
Cellular component (GO): cytoplasm; mitochondrion
Source: RefSeq, a predicted model, not a curated record
CUCCUUUUUGUGCUGCACAACUUUGGGUUUGGUUGUUGCUGCUCAGUGUUGCCAUUUUUAAACCAUGUCCCAAACAUGUCAAUAAAGUUCCAAUUUUUAGAAAAUUAUACAUUUUUUCCUUUUCGCCAAGAUGAGUAACUUUUGUAGAGAGGUCGUCACUCUUCAGUUGGGGCAUUAUUCCAACUUUGUUGGGACUCACUACUGGAAUUUACAGGACGCUUCUUUAUCAUACGAUCCAGAGACGCCACCGAGUGAGAUCCAGAGUGAUGUCCUGUUUCGUGAAGGACAGACUCCAGGAGGACAGGUCACCCACACGCCGCGCCUCGUCGCCAUCGAUCUCAAAGGAAGUCUGCGAACUCUGCGCCAGGAGGGAAAUCUGUAUGACACCGGCACAGACACCUCCGCUGCCACAUGGGAGGGAAGCCUCAUGAUGCACACAGAAAGUCCACCUCAGAAGAACUCCUUUCUGGAAGAUCUGGACAGGCUGGAUAAAGGAGAGAUCCUUGCUCAAGAUGAUUUUUACUCCAGUCCCCGUCCUCAAUGUUCAGCAGGCGCAGUGAGUGUGGACACCGUGAACACCCAGCUGGCUCGUGUCCAAAAAGGCUACCGGCUGGAGGGCAGCGUGAAGGUGUGGUCCGACUUCCUCAGGAUCCACCUGCACCCUCGAUCCGUCUCCGUCAUCCACCAGUACAACCAUGACGGCGAGGCUCACCGUCUGGAGACUUUUGGCCAGGGAGAGGCUCUCCUGCAGGGGCCGGUGCUUGAGCAGCUGGAGGACAAACUGCACUUCUUUGUAGAGGAGUGUGAUUACCUUCAGGGUUUCCAGGUGUUCUGUGACCUGGCCGAUGGCUUUGCCGGCCUCGGGUCGAAGGUCACGGAGAUGCUGCAGGACUCUUACGGAGGGAGAGGUAUCCUGACCUGGGGGUUGGCGCCUGUCAACCACCCGGACACGACGCCGAUGAAGGAGCUCUACCACGUGUUGAACGGCGCUUUGGGGACGGUCAACAUGGCCGCCAACAGCUCCUUCUUCUGCCCGCUGACGCUGCGGGGUGGACUGGGGAGACGGCCCUCAUCUCCCGUUGCUUUUCCCCACCUAAAUUAUGAUCCCACUCUGUGGUAUCACUCCAGCUCGGUGCUGGCUCUGGCCCUCGAUGCCCUCACUCUGCCUUACAGGCUGAAGGACAGCGCCCCCAUGUGGCAGAUGGCGGACACGCUGGCCGUGUCCGGCAGAAAGGUGGUGGCCGCUUAUGGCGCUGUCCCCUUUCCCAUGAUGCACGGCAGCUCUCUCCCAGACGCCCUCAGCGCCUGCGCGGACGCGCUGCCCUGGAAGCCUCUCUCGGCUUGCCCUGAACCUGGCGAUGGCCGUUGCUACGGCCAGCUGGUGACACUCAAAGGCUUUGAGGGCCAGAAACUCAUCAGCUCUCUGGCUCCAGGGACCCAGCCAGCCACUCCUCUGCACGACCUCCACAGCGGCGAGGACGUCCUAGAGUCCUACAUCAGGUCCUUCUAUCCCAGGUCCCCUCUAGCGCUGCAGCUGGUGUCUACAGCCAGCGCGCUGACGCCGCCCUUCCCGCAGAUAUUCAGUCACUUCCUCAGUCCUCAGGGCUUCCUGCAGAGCCAGCCUCUUCCUCCUGGCAGCCGGGCCGUCUCCUUGGCGCCCGUCAUGACGUCCCUCCAGUCGGGUCCGGCCAUCGGCUCGUGGCUGACGGAGCUGCACAGCGGCGCCAGCGCUCUGGACGUCCGCCGCUCGGCCCCCAGCUUCCUCUCACAGGGCCCUGAGAUGGCCGACUACAAGGACGCACUGGAGGAGCUGCGCCUGCUGGGCCGCUGUUACCGCGACGACAGCGGGGGGAUGAUGUGCUCCUCCUCCUCAGAAGACAACGAUGACUGACACUGGCACCGGAUUGAUCCGGACGGACCGUUGACGUGUGGACUCGUUCAGAGCCGCUGCUUUGUGAAGGAAACGGACCAUGUGACACUCAGCAGCAUUACGCCACUUUAGUUCGGUGCCCUCAGAUUACUGUUUACCUGCAAUUGUUUUUUAUAUAUAAUAUACAAAUAAUUGCUAUAAAAUAGUUUCCUUUACGCUAAAUAGCACAGCAGUUGUGUGUAAAGGUUCUUUAAAGUCAGGACACUUUUCCAGGACUGAAAUAACUAUGGCUUAAAGGCUGCACUGGUUGGUGGGUAUUGUAAAUAGUUUGGUGAUCUCUAUAAAGGCUGAUAUGAA